This is a messenger RNA of Choloepus didactylus (southern two-toed sloth), 5108 nucleotides long. RefSeq names its product nuclear transcription factor, X-box binding 1 (gene NFX1). The transcript has 24 exons. Gene Ontology annotation, biological process: negative regulation of transcription by RNA polymerase II. Gene Ontology annotation, molecular function: DNA-binding transcription factor activity, RNA polymerase II-specific; RNA polymerase II transcription regulatory region sequence-specific DNA binding; zinc ion binding. Gene Ontology annotation, cellular component: nucleus. The coding region runs from base 74 to 3439 and encodes 1121 amino acids. NCBI's taxonomy places the organism in Eukaryota, Metazoa, Chordata, Mammalia, Pilosa, Megalonychidae. The record is from RefSeq and is a predicted model, not a curated record.
GGAAGUUCGGAGCACGUGACCGGGUGACAGCCCUGGUUUGGCUGCUGGGCUCUUUUUGGAGCUGCGGCACGGGAUGGCGGAGGCGCCUCCUGUCUCAGGUACUUUUAAAUUCAAUACGGAUGCUGCUGAGUUCAUUCCUCAGGAGAGAAAAAAUUCUGGUUUAAAUUGUGGGCCUCAAAGGAAACUAGACUCUAAUAGAAUUGGUAGGAGAAAUUACAGUUCGCCACCUCCUUGCCACCUUUCCAGGCAAGUCCCUUAUGAUGACAACUCUCCUAUUCAUCAGCACAAUUAUCAUCCUUCAGGAAGUAAACCUAAGAAUCAGCAGACUUCUUUCCAGUCCUCUGCUUCUAAUAAAUUGCCCAAGAGCCACAGCCUUCAGAGCCACCCUUGGCAGAAACUGAAGAGUGAAAAGCACCAUAACAGAGUCAAGAGAGCACAAGGUCUCACUGAUCAGACUUCAGAUACAGCUGGCUUAGAAAGUGUGACUACGUCAGAGAGUACAACAAACCCCAGAGAGCGCAGCCCUUGUGAGAGUGAGAAGGAAGUUGUUGGCGCAGAUCCUAGGGGAGCAAAACCCAAAAAAGCAGCCCAGUUUCUGUGCAGCUAUGGUAGAGGACCAAAAGUCAAGGGAAAACCCAAAAAUGAGUGGAGUAAUAGAAUGACUUUGAAACCUGAGGAUGCCGGACCUGAAAAUACCAAACCUGUGGGGGUUAUCCAACCUGACUCUUCAGAUCCAUCUUUGAGAAAAGGAAUGCUGGAUGGGUAUGGGGCCAGACGCAGUGAACAAAGAAGAUACUCACAGAAAAGACCACCCUGGGAGGUAGAGGGGGCCAGGCCACGACCAGGCAGGAAUCUAUCAAAACAGGAGAGCCAGCGACAUACAAAUACAGGACCCAGAAACAACAUGGCUCCCAUUCCAAAGGAUAAUCUCAGUGAAAGACCAACAAAAUCUUCUUGUGACAAUGGGAACUUGUCAGUCAUCAACAAAUCUUCCAGGAGGGUUGACCCAGAGAAAUGUUUGGUGAGAGGGCAGGAUCCUCAAAUAGCAUCUCCUUUCUCCCAGGGCAAACAGAACCAUGCGCUAAAGAAUGUGGAAACACACACAGGUUCUCUAAUUGAACAGCUAACAACAGAAAAAUAUGAGUGUAUGGUGUGCUGUGAACUGGUUCGUGUCACGGCCCCAGUGUGGAGUUGUCAGAGCUGUUAUCAUGUGUUUCAUUUGAACUGCAUAAAAAAAUGGGCAAGGUCUCCAGCAUCUCAAGCAGAUGGCCAGAGUGGUUGGAGGUGCCCUGCCUGUCAGAAUGUUUCUGCACAUGUUCCUAAUACCUACACUUGUUUCUGUGGCAAGGUAAAGAAUCCUGAGUGGAGCAGAAAUGAAAUUCCACAUAGUUGUGGUGAGGUUUGUAGAAAGAAACAACCUGGCCAGGACUGCCCACAUUCCUGUAACCUUCUCUGCCAUCCUGGACCUUGCCCACCCUGUCCUGCCUUUAUGACUAAAACAUGUGAAUGUGGACGGACCAGGCACACAGUUCGCUGUGGUCAGGCCACUGCAGUCCACUGUUCUAACCCAUGUGGGAAUGUUUUGAACUGUGGUCAGCACCAUUGUGCUGAGCUGUGCCAUGGGGGUCAGUGCCAGCCUUGCCGAAUCAUAUUGAACCAGGUAUGCUACUGUGGCAGCACCUCCCGAGAUGUGUUAUGUGGAACAGAUGUAGGAAAGUCUGAUGGGUUUGGAGACUUCAGCUGUUUAAAAAUAUGUGGCAAGGACUUAAAAUGUGGGAGCCAUUUGUGUUCUCAAGUGUGCCACCCUCAGCCCUGCCAGCCAUGCCCACGGCUCCCCCAGUUGGUGCGCUGUUGCCCUUGUGGCCAAACUCCUCUUAGCCAGUUGCUGGAACAUGGAAGCAGUGGUCGGAAAACAUGCAUGGAUCCUGUCCCCUCAUGUGGAAAAGUAUGCGGCAAGCCUCUGCCUUGUGGUUCCUUAGAUUUCAUUCAUACCUGUGAAAAGCUCUGCCAUGAGGGAGACUGUGGACCAUGCUCUCGCACAUCCGUUAUUUCCUGCAGAUGCUCUUUCAGAACAAAGGAGCUUCCAUGUACCAGUCUCAAAAGUGAAGUAGAUGCUACAUUUAUGUGUGACAAGCGGUGUAACAAGAAACGAUUGUGUGGACGGCAUAAAUGUAACGAGAUAUGCUGUGUGGAUAAGGAGCACAAGUGUCCUUUGAUUUGCGGGAGGAAACUCCGCUGCGGCCUUCAUAGGUGCGAGGAGCCCUGUCAUCGUGGGAACUGCCAGACAUGUUGGCAAGCCAGCUUUGAUGAAUUAACCUGUCACUGUGGUGCAUCAGUGAUCUAUCCUCCAGUUCCCUGUGGAACAAAGCCCCCUGAGUGUACCCAAACCUGUGCCAGAGUCCAUGAAUGUGACCAUCCAGUAUAUCAUUCUUGUCACAGUGAGGAGAAGUGCCCUCCUUGUACUUUCCUAACUCAGAAAUGGUGCAUGGGCAGACAUGAGUUACGAAGCAACAUCCCCUGUCACCUGGUUGAUAUCUCUUGUGGAUUACCCUGCUGUGCAGUGCUACCAUGUGGGAUGCACAAGUGCCAGAGACUCUGCCACAAAGGAGAGUGCCUUAGAGAUGAGGCCUGCAAGCAGCCCUGUACCACCCCCAGAGCUGACUGUGGCCACCCAUGUAUGGCUCCCUGCCACCUCAGUUCACCCUGUCCUGUGACUGCUUGUAAAGCCAAGAUAGAGCUGCAGUGUGAAUGUGGACGAAGAAAAGAGAUGAUGAUUUGCUCUGAAGCAUCCAGUACUUAUCAAAGAAUAGCUGCUAUUUCCAUGGCCUCUAAAAUAACAGACAUGCAGCUUGGAGAUUCCGUGGAGAUUAGCAACUUCAUUACCAAGAAGGAAAUUCAUCAAGCCAGGCUUGAGUGUGAUGAGGAGUGUUCAGCAUUGGAAAGGAAAAAGCGAUUAGCAGAGGCAUUUCAUAUCAGUGAUGAUUCUGAUCCUUUCAAUGUACGUUCUUCAGGGUCAAAAUUCAGUGAUAGUUUGAAAGAAGAUGCAAGGAAGGACUUAAAGUUUGUCAGUGAAGUUGAGAAGGAAAUGGAAGCGCUUGUGGAGGCCGUGAAUAAGGGAAAGAAUAUUAAGAAAAGCCACUGCUUCCCUCCCAUGAACAGAGACCACCGCCGGCUCAUCCAUGACCUGGCCCAGGUCUAUGGCCUGGAGAGUGUGAGCUAUGACAGCGAACCAAAGCGCAACGUCGUGGUCACCGCAGUCAGAGGGAAGUCCAUUUGUCCUCCUACCACGCUGACUAGUGUACUUGAACGGGAAAUGCUGUCACGGCCUCCACCACCAAUUCCUCAUCACAGACAUCAGACAGACAAGAAUCCUGGGAGCAGUAAUAUACAGAAAAUAGCCAAGGAGCCAGUAAUUGACUACUUUGAUGUCCAGGACUGAGGAGAACAAGAUACACUUAAAUAAAAGAAUGAUUAGGUAUAGUGGAGACUCAUUUGCCAGCAGAUAAAUCAUGCUUGUCCCCAACUGCCUGGCGGAAUCACAGCCUCAAAUACUGUCUUUUACUGAUAAUCCAAAGCAUGAGAGUGUCAGAAGUACCCUUGUCUUCUAUUCCUGUAUAAAGUGCUUCAAUACAGCCAGAUCCGAUUGUAUGGUCACUAGUUAUUCAAUCAUGUAUUUGAAGAGGCUCCUCACCCCAUCACUGUGAUUGCUCUGAGGGCUGGGGGAACACUGGGCUUUUCUGUACAAACCAGAAUUAAUGGCGCUGAGACCAGCUUUAUGGCACUGAGUUAUCCCGACUGUUCAUCCUUCUGGAGAUGCUUGCAACAUCAGAUGCACCUUGCUUUCUUAAUCCAAACUGAUCUCAAUCUUUGGAAAGAGAGGUGAAUUUUGCAAUCUGUAGUACCAAACAUUGAAUUUAUAUACCAUAUCUGGAAUCUCACAUGUUGUUUUAUACCCAGCUCUCUUAUCUAAGUCUUUGGCCAAAAACUCUUACAGGUCUGUCUAGCUGAACUUUAACAGUUCCCAAUACCAUCAAUUUUAGACCUAGGAGAGGAGAGGGGUCAGGUUGAUUUACAGGAUUCCGGUUUCUUGAGUCCCUGGCACCUCUCAUACCAUGUCACUAAGCCUGUCUGAUGACAGUCACUUUACCAUCCACCAUGAUGGUAGAGGACAUAGAGCAAGCUCUUCCUUCUGCCAGGUUCACAUUGUGGCCUCUGAAUGCUCACACUGUGGCCUCUGAACUGACCAGUAGAGCCCUAACUCUUUUCCUAUCGCAAGUCUCAGAUAGACUAAACUGGCCUGGGUUGCUUUCUCCUAGGCCUUCAGCAGGCAUACUGACUUCCUGUCUCUGAGCUCUGGGCUUCUGUUUGAAUUUUCAAAAAACUAUGUGGACAGUCCAGCACUUAUGCCCAGUUGCCCACUGGAGGCAUUCUUAGGCUCUUUUAAGGUGAAUGCAUUUGCAAUUAUGUUAGUUUGGCCCUCUUUGCAUUGGCUCCCCUAUGCGACAUGGAGGCCAGACUUCCAGCAACUUCCUCCUGCUCCAGAACAAGCCACAAGCCUCAGAGCCUCAGAAGGAGAUUUGAGAAGUGUCAUCACAAAGCCAAGCGCUUGAUUUCCUUAGGAAGAGCACAACCACCCUUUGGUCCUCACCCAGACAACCGGUUUUGAAAGGCAUCAGGUACAGCAGCAAGAACACGCAGCUGGAGGGAAGAGACAGAAAACUACGAAACCACCUCUAUUUGGGCCCAUUUAGCAUAAAGUCAGAUGGCUCCUCCGCACAACAGGAAGCCCAUGAGUGUCUGUUACAUCUUUCAAGCGGUGGAUUCAGUGAGAGAACUGUAUGUGUGAGAGCACCUGGGAAUCAGCAAGAGGCAGGAGACCUGGUUUCAAAUUCUAACUCUGCCACAUAACCUGCUGCUGGGUGGAAUGUUAAGUGUUGCCUUCCUCACCAGCGUUAACGAGGAUUAAAUGAGAUGAUAAAAGGGAAUGCCUGGUUCAUCGUAGGUGCUGAGAGUUUAUGAAAAUGAUACUAGAUCAUUGAUACUGGAAAAUGUGUAAGCAUCUUCUUUCUCCAUUGUACCAGCCAAGUAAAAGCUUAUGGAACACUAAA